Pocillopora verrucosa is the source of this 1518-nucleotide messenger RNA. RefSeq lists its product as uncharacterized. The record is from RefSeq and is a predicted model, not a curated record. NCBI's taxonomy places the organism in Eukaryota, Metazoa, Cnidaria, Anthozoa, Scleractinia, Pocilloporidae.
AUGGCGGAUGCAGGAGACGACUUAUUCUUGUUCGGCGAUGAUUUUGAGGCAAUUUUAGACCUUCUUGACGAAGAUGAAUCACUACAGGAACAAUUUUCAACUGUUGCUAGUGAAGUCGAAUCAACAGAGAUCGUGUGCAGCGACUGUGGAAAAAAGUACAAAUCAAGAGGAGGCUACCAAAGGCACAGAGCUACAAAGCACAAUGCAGAUCAAAACGCACAUCAUUUGACUUUGACGCCAAGCAUUCUUGCCGAGAUAGUAAACAAUGCUUUGAAGAACAUUAGUGAAAGGGAAGUGUUUGCAGCAGAUCUAAGGAACGAAUUAAAACAAUAUGAAUAUGAAGAGCCUGGAGGAGAAACACAAGAAUUCACUGUGAUAAAGAAAUUAUUUGAAGACUAUUUCAAAACUGGGAAUGCUGUGAAAUUCUAUGGCAACUACUAUGCUCAAGUACCAUUGAAAUCUACAAUUUUUUUCAAAGGACUGUCUCGUAAUGCUGCAACACUUCUUGCGACCAAGGUAGCUGAUUUUAUUCUAUCCUUCUGCAAAGGCAUCACGUCUUCUGACAAAAACCCACCUUCUGUUCAAACAAUGCUGUCAGAGAAAGAACAAGCUGGUCUGCAGUAUGUUGGUGGAUAUGUGUUGCAUAACUUGCACAAAAAGUAUGCAAGAAAGAACACAACUGAGAGCCAACAGGCAAUGGCAAUCUUGAGAGCUGGUAAACUGGAGCAUGGAUAUGAGAACCAAAAACUGGUAUCGAGUUUAAACCGUGGGGGGUUGUGGAACAUUACAAAGUAUGCACAGAGCAUUUUCCUCAAAACAGAGUGUCAUUUUAGACAAUUAACUUCAGUAAAUUCUUUGCAAAAAGUGGAUAUUGCUGGCAUAGUGCAUAACACAAUAACUGACAGUGCGAUAUUGUCAAGCUAUCAAUGUAUGGUUUCAGAUGCAGAGCUAAUACCCAAUGUUGAAGUAAGCAACAAUGUCUUCCAUGCUAUUGUAUGUUUAUAUAUAAGGGUGCGGUCAUUUUCUUGUGCUAAAGACAUCAUUCAGCGCUACAAAAUUAAUGCAAAGCAGUCAAAGGGUAAAGCGCUCCGAAAGGAGAUCAUGAGGAGUCAUGAACAAGAAACAGUUAGGCAAGAUUAAAAUAAAACAUUUUAUUAUCCUAAGUAAAACAUGGCAUUGUAAAAAAUUUGUUAAUUAUUUUUUAUGAAUGUUUUAAAACACUUACAUGUAUCAAUUAUCAAGAACAUUUGAAUUAAGAACUGUUCACAUACAAUGUAAAGCCGAAUUUACCAUGCCACGAAAAGUCCUGUGCAUGACAUGUUUAGAGUCCUGGGCCAGGUUGUUAAAAGCUGAGUUAAGAUAACCCAGAAUUAGUGCAAUAGAGAAAUUAUCCUGGGAAAUGCCUUCUGAAGGACAAUUAUUUUAUGUACUAUAAUAAAGACAAGACACCUGGUUGUUCAUGUUGGAUUAAAAGUAAAAAAGAAAUGUUUUUGUUAGUCAUCAUGAAUUUGAGAGACC